AUGACGUGUUUCGAGCCAGAGGCACUAGGAAAUCUAAUAGAAGGCGUCGAGUUUCACCGGUUCUAUUUCGAUUAUGGGAACAACAAUCCACGGAAAGGUCAAUUACAUACUACAAUGCUAAAUCCGAAUGUGCAUGUGAUGGGUGAGGAAGGUGCAUGUAUAGCGUAUGUACGGCUGACACAAUUCAUGGACAGGAAUGGUGAAGCACGUACGCGUCAAACCCAAGAGUCCCGAGUCUGGCAAAAGAAGGCCGGUCGGUGGGUCUGUGUACAUGUCCAUCGCAGCGGUCCGCCUGGAAUCUCGAGUUCUACACCGGUGGAGUUUUAA
Molecule: messenger RNA, 327 nt
Organism: Haemonchus placei
Lineage: Eukaryota; Metazoa; Nematoda; Chromadorea; Rhabditida; Trichostrongylidae
Source: the annotation of a GenBank genome assembly